AUGUUAAUCAAAGCAAGCACUCAAAUUACUUGGGUUUGGAGAUUUUCAGUGAAAAAAAAAAAAUGAAAAAGGUCGGUAGCCAUGGUCUCAGCAAGGGUAGCCAGGGUGACAACUAAGAUAACCAGGGUGCACCAGCCAACAAACGGAGCUAAAAGUGGCAGCAACGCAUUUACUAACAAUUUGCCCAUUGGUGAAGUUAAGCAGGGAUCCAACCAAGGUAAGGUUUGCUGCACACCCGGCGAGAAGAUGACUUCUGGGACUGGGAAGUUGAACUAAUUGCAAGGGUUGUAUGUCUAAUUAUAGCAGUAGACACCGAAUGCGAAUGGUGUUAACCCAUUCCUUACGCUAUCCUAUAUAUCAAUUAAUUAUGCUGCUGCGUCCCUACCAUGUAUUGGAUGUGACCUUCAUAAAUAUUAAAUUAUGUU
This is a messenger RNA of Rubroshorea leprosula, 425 nucleotides long. The record is from the annotation of a GenBank genome assembly. Lineage: Eukaryota; Viridiplantae; Streptophyta; Magnoliopsida; Malvales; Dipterocarpaceae.